AUGGCAGAACUAUCGCCGGACAUGUCCACCGUCUACCGCCCUUCUCCGCCGCCCUUCUUCCGCCUCACCAAGACCCCGUCGUUCAACCCGAACCGCAUCGUCGACCCGCUCGAGCUCCACGAGAGCGACGUCGUCUGGUCGUUCGCCGCCUCCCCUGCCCCGCACACCCGCCCGCCCCCCGACGGCGGCCGCCGCCGCUUCAAUCCGUCGAGAUCCGGACUCUCCGCCAUCCUCUACGACGAGGGCCACCGCCUCGUCGGCCGGAAAUCGAGCCCCAUGGUGAUCCCCCAGGAGGCGCGGCGCGAGGAGGCUCCGGCGAAGCUCCGCCAAUCGGCGCCCGUGAACAUCCCGGCGUGGCCGAGGGGUCCGAAGAGGCUCGACGGGACGGCUUUAACUCUGAGUGUUACGUUUUUCUUCCAUUAG
Molecule: messenger RNA, 423 nt
Organism: Striga hermonthica
Lineage: Eukaryota; Viridiplantae; Streptophyta; Magnoliopsida; Lamiales; Orobanchaceae
Source: the annotation of a GenBank genome assembly